UUCAAGUGCUGAGGAGGUGAAAUGGACAACGUGAAACUAACGUUACUAGUUACGUGAAGUCGUUGCACGAUGGACGAAGGCACGAAACAUGUGAACACGAAUCCUCUCCAGAAAGCAAACUGGCUGUCCAAGUUGUUUUUCUGGUGGAUAAAUCCGCUCUUCAAAGUUGGCUACAAGCGCAACCUGGAGGUGGAGGAUAUGUACAAUGUUGUCCAUGAUGACUCGGCAGAUUAUCUGAGCAAUAGGUUACAGAAAGAAUGGGACAAAGAGCUGAAAAAAUUGAAUCCAGAAACAAAGGGCAACCCCAGUCUUCUCAGGGCAAUGGUCAGGGCGUUUGGGAAGCAAUACAUGUUGUUUGGACUGAUCACCUUUGUAGAGGAGGCUACCAAGGUGGUCCAGCCAGUGCUUUUGGGGGGUCUGAUACGUUACUUCUCACCUGGUUCGACUAUGGAACCCUGGGAAGCAUACAUGUAUGCUGCAGGGGUCAGUUUUUGUGCCAUGUUUUUAGCGAUCUUCCAUCAUCCUUAUUUCUUUGGCGUGCAACGAAUAGGAAUGUGGCUUAGGAUUGCUAGCUGCUCGCUGAUUUAUAAAAAGUCCCUUCGCCUCAGUCACAGCUCUCUAGGGAAGACCACCACGGGUCAGAUUGUCAACCUCAUGUCUAAUGAUGUCAAUAGGUUCGACCAGGCUGUGAUAUUCCUUCACUUCCUGUGGAUAGGUCCUUUAGAAGCCAUAGCCGCCCUAGUGAUACUGUGGUACAUGCUGGGUCCAGCAUGCCUCGCUGGCUACGCAGUGUUGGUGCUACUGAUCCCUGUACAAGGCUGGAUGGGGAAACUCUUUGCCAAACUCAGGAGAAAAACUGCUGUUCAAACAGAUGAACGAGUGCGUAUCAUGAGUGAAAUUAUAUCAGGGAUGCGAGUGAUUAAGAUGUAUUGCUGGGAAAAACCCUUUGGGGAACUAAUCAGAAGGGUUCGCAAAUCGUGACUGAGAACAGUGGAAGGUCUUUGCAAUUCGUGGUGCCCUAGACGCCAGCCCCCAUAAAAGGAAUGAUAACCUCCCAUUGGUAAACAGUGACAUCUGGUGUCCGUUUUCCAGUGAGCAUUGCAGAGCACGAAGUUUUAUAUUGAGUUGAAUUAAGUCCUAAAUUAAUUUAUAUAUUUAUAUAAAAGCAUGAACAUAAUUGAAAGAGAAAUGAUUCUGCACUAAAAAUAGCAGCAAUUUUUUCUUCAGUCAACAACUGGACUAAGUAUUGAAAUUAUUCUUAACCUCCACCUUUUUUUAUGUCAGCAUGUCUAGAGCUUGUUCACCAUUAUAUGCACCGUUUAUGCAUGCGGUGUUAGAACAACCAAGGAACUAGAUUGGAAAGAAUGGUCUCAUAAAGCCAAAAACCCAGCUCUCAUAAAACUAAUUACCCAGCCAACUGUUCAGUGUCUUGUACGGUCUGGUAGUGGCAGAGAGCUAUCUGAUGCACUUGCUUAAGGAACGUCUGAGGGAUCGCUUGCACCACACUACAACAAGGCAUUUCAUGGGUGCUAUGACUUUGAUGAUAUUCUUGCAGAACAUGACAUUACAAAGAGUGACAAUAAAAGAAGAUACAUAAGUUGCAUACCUAAAAUCUCCAUCCUCUGCAGAAAAGUCAACAAUAGGUAAGAAUUAGGCCAUGAUCGGAAGCUUAAAAUACUUCAACUUGUCUCAGGCGUGAUAUAGUGUAAUAGGGCUGUACUGGAUGGGUACAUGUUUCAUUUACCCAGCAUUAUUGAUUGAAUUCUGAAUGGAAGAAAUCUGAACGUGAAACUCAACAAUCAUGUCUGGUCUACGCACUUCUGGCAUACGCAUCUGCAUCUAAGGAAUAAAAAGUAAUUUUAAUACUAUAAAGACUGAAUGAAAUACAGCAAAAAAUAUUACCUUGUAUGAAUGGGUAAUUAUUUUCAGAGAAAUAUAUUACAGAAACAAUUAUAACUGUCUGCUGAUUUGUGAGAAAUAUUAAAACUUACCAUUUACAUCUCCCAAAAUACCUAGCAAUCAUACCUAGCAAUAAGUGAAUUUUUUUUUUUUUUUUUAAAUCUGGCAUAUAUAGUACUAUACUUCUCAAAAGUUAAACAGUUUGAUUUUUCCUCUGUUCCAUUAACACUAGCUUGUAUUUAUGUCUAAAUGAGUCUCAGGUGGGCCAAAAAGCUCUGUUAAAGGUGACUUCAGUUUUGUGUAACUUUGGUCUUUCUGAAAAAAUUAAACAUUCAGAGAUGAAAGACCAUUACUUAAAACGUGGUGAAACUUGGUAGUAUUAUUCACAAUUACUACUAUCCCCGCUGGGGAUAAUGGAAAGCUCUUGUAGGAAGAGUGAGCAAACCUUUAACCUUCAAAAAAUGGGCUUCUCUGUAUCAAUCAACAUGACAGAAGAAUGCUUAACCCUGGUCAUGUCACCAUAGCCAGCAUCAGACAGUAUUGCUUGUGUCUUUCUAUGUAUUCCAAUUCAAAACAAUCAAAACCCAGAUUUUUGACACACUGUGGAGAGAGACAGAGAGAGAGAUCAUUCCUUACUAUCUAAUUCCUUGGAAUAAAUUAGUUAGAGAAUAUAUGUUUUGUAUAGGAGAACAUCCUCAAGUUUGAUGUGUGUGGCUUAUUGUUUGUUGUAUUGAGUGAUGGUGGAGUUUGGUAUAAAUGAAUCUGAUCAUCUGUUUUGAAUUUUAAAAGUUUGUUGUGUUAAUUAUACAUUUUCCAUCAAAAUUGAAGCAAGUGAAAUCAGUCAAAUUAUAAAAAUAAUGAUUUGUUAUUAAUUAAAUUAUUAUUUUUUAUUUUAUUUGAGAAAGAAAUAUCAAGCCGAUGAUUUAUGCUUCUUUUUUAUGGUUGAUUACAAUAAUCUCCCCUUUUCCCUUGCAGAAAAGAAAUACGCUGUAUCAAAGCUUCCAGCUAUGCGCGUGCUUUCAAUGCUGCACCUUACUUCUUUAGUCCUAAAUUCAUGGUGCUUUU
Lingula anatina is the source of this 2964-nucleotide messenger RNA. Its product is annotated as ATP-binding cassette sub-family C member 4. NCBI's taxonomy places the organism in Eukaryota, Metazoa, Brachiopoda, Lingulata, Lingulida, Lingulidae. Gene Ontology annotation, cellular component: plasma membrane. The record is from RefSeq and is a predicted model, not a curated record. Gene Ontology annotation, molecular function: ABC-type transporter activity; chloride channel activity; ATP binding. Gene Ontology annotation, biological process: transmembrane transport; monoatomic ion transport.